Messenger RNA from Penicillium concentricum, 1575 nucleotides. Its product is annotated as serine hydrolase domain-containing protein. The record is from RefSeq and is a predicted model, not a curated record. The transcript has 5 exons. Bases 1 to 1575 code for a protein of 524 amino acids. Lineage: Eukaryota; Fungi; Ascomycota; Eurotiomycetes; Eurotiales; Aspergillaceae.
AUGCGCUUACUGUGGUCGUUAUCAGCACUGGCUCUCUCAGCCGAGGCCAUCAAAACAGCAGGAUGUCCUCUUUUAGGACCGGCAUUCCCAGCCCCUACUGCCCUGUCAAACGAUCCCACUUUCCUCAGCAAAGCUGAAGAACUGACCUUCAAGCUCAAUAAAGCCGUUGAGGAUGGAGGCCUACCUUCCAUAUCGUUCGCAGUGCAGGUCUUCAGCAGUGAAGAAGACGAUUCGGCAUUUGAUUUCUACCACACAGAUCAUCCAGUUACAGUUGGAUCUGUUGGUGUUCAAGAGGUCGACGAGGAUACCAUGUUUCGCAUUGGUAGCAUCUCAAAACUGUGGACUAUGUUUCUCUUCAUGACCUUUGAAGGAACACGGUACUUCCACGAGCCCGUUUCGAAAUACGUGCCUGAGCUGCGAACAAAGUACAGCCCAGCACAAGCAAAAGAUAAAAUUAAUUAUUUGCAAUGGAGCGACGUGACUAUCGGCGAACUGGCUAGUCACCAAGCGGGCCUUGCAAGAGACUAUGCAUUUGGCGAUCUUGGAUUUAAUUCGGAGCUUUUACAAACCUUUGGAUUCCCUUCGCUCCCAAAGAAAGAGAAGUUGACUUGUGGGAGUGAGUAUCCAUGUGAUAGGAAAGAUCCCUUGACUUCGACCUCACAGACACCGAUAUACUCGAACGCAGGGUAUCAAAUUCUUGGCUACGUAUUGGAGUCAAUCGCAAAAGCCGACUAUGAAGACAUAUUAAUGGACCUUGGUUUGAUUAUGAGAUUGGCGAAGAAGCUCCUGCUGGGGGAAAUUUUCUCUUCCGCAAAGGAUAUGGCCACAUUCGGCCGUGCCGUUCUUUCCAGCGCCCUUGUUAACCCUGCCGUGACAAGACGGUGGCUGAAGCCCGUAACACACACAUCAUCCCUGCAACACUCCGUGGGAGCCCCCUGGGAGAUCUAUACAUUUUUAACACCUCGCCGGGUUGAUAUGUACGCUAAAGCUGGGGACAUCGGACUGUACUCCAGUUUUAUCGGCCUUUCACCAGAUCACAACACCGGUAUCACGGUUUUAGUUGCCGGUAAUAACUCUCACACGAUGACAUCGACAAUCUCGGAGAUGGUUUCCGAUAUCAUACUUCCCACGCUCGACGAUGUCGCCAGAAACCAAGCCCUUGAAAGAUUUGGGGGUACAUAUGCCUUGACAGAAGGCUCCUCCAAUUCCUCAAUUACCAUCACUGCCGAUGACGGGGCUGGCUUGGUAGUCUCAUCAUGGACCAGCGACUCGGCGGAUAUGAUCGAGACUAUAAUGAGGUUACAACAAGUGAAUGAUCGCUCUGCGAUAAGCAUUCGUUUACAGCCUAGCGGUCUCGAAACCCCAGGGCGGAUCUCUUUCUUGGCUGUUAUCUAUCAUCUUACCGUGUCGGAAGAUGCUGGGCCCCUUGUUGGAUCCUGCUUUUCGUGGAUUUUGCUCGAGUCCAUGGUAUAUGGCAACGUGGGUCUCCCAGAGUUUGAGUUCACACUGGAUCACGAUGGGGAUGCGACGAGCUUAUCCCCUCGGGCGUUGCGCGUUACUCUGCCUAAGAUUUAG